AUGACGUCGCACGACGCAAACUACCUGUAUCUGGACGGCACAACUGUGAAAGAGGAGAUCAUUGGAGUGGGUAGUGCAGGCAUUGUCGUAAUUCGAGAAGGAUACGCCUUUAAGAUCCCUCGGAUAUCGAAGUUGGUCGAAAUUGACGGAGUGCCUCAUGAAGAGACCUAUGGCGAGCUCACCGUUGCUAUCAUGUCUUUUAAGAACGAAAAAGCUAUCUACAAAAGGCUAGGUGACCAUCCUGGGAUCAUCCGCUGUUAUAACGUCGACGACUCCGAAGAUCCCUCAAUCCAGAUGCCGUUGAUGAAUGGCGACCUACGGCAUUAUCUAGACGAGAUCCGGCCAGAACGGUCUCGCCAGUUCUCCUGGUUACUUCAGUUGGCGCGUACCAUGGCCUUCGUACAUACUAAACGUGUUGUUAUCUGCGACUUGCGGCUUGAUAAUAUCGUGUAUGACGAUAAUAUGAAUAUCAGACUUAUUGACUUCUCUGAAUCUUCUUUAAUGCACCCCGAAUGGGACCUCAAAGGCUACGACAAAUAUGGAUGUUCUAUUCUAACCGAUAUUGGACAAUUUGGGGCAGUAAUGUUUGAGAUCGUAACUGGUCAAUAUUGUUCAUUUGAUAUCUAUGAACAGUGGAAGGAAGUGGGGGAUCCGACGACUUGGCCUCGACGGGAGACACUGCCGUCAACAAGCGAGGUAUGGCUGGGAUCUAUUAUCGAGAAAUGCUGGACCAAGGGAUUUGCGUCGGCUGGGGAUCUUGAGAGGGAGCUUGAAAAAGAGAACAUCUGCUAA
Capronia epimyces CBS 606.96 is the source of this 792-nucleotide messenger RNA. RefSeq names its product serine/threonine protein kinase. Bases 1 to 792 code for a protein of 263 amino acids. The record is from RefSeq and is a predicted model, not a curated record. Gene Ontology annotation, cellular component: cytoplasm. Gene Ontology annotation, molecular function: protein kinase activity; ATP binding. NCBI's taxonomy places the organism in Eukaryota, Fungi, Ascomycota, Eurotiomycetes, Chaetothyriales, Herpotrichiellaceae. The transcript has a single exon. Gene Ontology annotation, biological process: signal transduction; protein phosphorylation.